Molecule: messenger RNA, 912 nt
Organism: Ananas comosus (pineapple)
Lineage: Eukaryota; Viridiplantae; Streptophyta; Magnoliopsida; Poales; Bromeliaceae
Product: protein NSP-INTERACTING KINASE 3-like
Exons: 4
Coding region: 16-912 (298 amino acids)
Biological process (GO): protein phosphorylation
Molecular function (GO): ATP binding; protein kinase activity
Source: RefSeq, a predicted model, not a curated record
AUAUACAAGUUUUCAAUGUGCACCUUAUCAAUCAGCCUGUCAUUUGCAGAUCAAUAUGAUCCAGAAGUAUCCCUGGGUCAUCUGAAGCGAUACUCCUUAAAGGAGCUCCGAGUAGCUACUAAUAAUUUUAACUCAAAGAAUAUCCUAGGGAAAGGUGGAUAUGGGAUUGUCUACAAGGGGUGCUUGCGUGAUGGUACGAUUGUAGCUGUUAAAAGAUUAAAAGACUACAAUGCUCUUGGUGGGGAAAUUCAGUUUCAAACUGAGGUUGAAAUGAUAAGUUUGGCAGUUCAUCGGAAUCUCCUUAGGCUUGUUGGAUUCUGCACGACAGAGAAUGAGAGACUUCUUGUCUACCCUUACAUGCCAAAUGGAAGUGUUGCUUCUCAAUUAAGAGAACAUGUCCAUGGUAGACCAGCUCUUGACUGGCCAAGGCGAAAGAGGAUAGCGUUGGGGACAGCAAGGGGUUUGCUGUACCUGCACGAACAGUGUGACCCCAAAAUAAUCCAUCGCGACGUAAAACUCUUCGCCCUCCCCACUGCCUCCUCCUCCUCCGACAAACCCACCUCCUCUUUCCGCCGCCUCUCCUUCUCCCACGACAACACCCUCACAUCCUCCCCCAAAUCUAACCUCCACCCCGACGGCGCCAAUCUCGAGGACUCCCGCGGCGGCGGCGACAGAGGAGGAGGCCGGGGAUCCCUCUCCAUCGACCACUUCUCCUCCGACCUCUUCUGUUCCGACCCUGUCGCUAACCUCGCGGAGAUUGCCGGCCGCAUAAUCCGUGCCUGGUACGGCCAGGAGCUGAGCCAAAUGUACAUCAUCGUCCGCUGUGACGCCAUUGCGGAGACCCUCGCCGCCCUCAGCGUCGACAAGAUGAGUAUCGAGAAGGUCCAGAGAAUCGACUCAACUCCAAGAUGA